Messenger RNA from Lagenorhynchus albirostris (white-beaked dolphin), 1254 nucleotides. Its product is annotated as RNA-binding motif protein, X-linked 2-like. NCBI's taxonomy places the organism in Eukaryota, Metazoa, Chordata, Mammalia, Artiodactyla, Delphinidae. The record is from RefSeq and is a predicted model, not a curated record. Gene Ontology annotation, cellular component: U2 snRNP; catalytic step 2 spliceosome; precatalytic spliceosome. Gene Ontology annotation, molecular function: RNA binding. Gene Ontology annotation, biological process: mRNA splicing, via spliceosome.
UUCAGAACGGAAGCCUUUGUUUCAACCUAAUCAUCUAUUUUUUAAAUGGACUAGAUUAGGGCUUUCAAACUAGUGAGCAGUAGCACACUUCUUCAUAGUGAAUGAGGUACCGUGAAAAGUUGAAACUUGAAUGGCAGCUGAGGGCAUGUGGGGAGAGCAGGGCAGGGAUGGGUCACCUGCCCUGAAGGUCUUCACCAGAAGCAGCGCUCUCUUGCAUCCACCAGAAGUGGGCUUUGCCCAGGCACUGGGGUGCUCUUGUGUGGUGCCCCAGACCAGGGAGAUGAACCUGUUAACCAAAGUGUAGCUGGUUGACAAGCUGAAUGAAUGCGAGGCUGGUACUAUGGUGAUAGCUGAGGCAUCAUGGCACUCCGAGUACAAGGACAGUGCCUGGAUCUUCCUGGGAGGCCUUUCUUAUGAAUUGACUGAAGGAGAUAGCCUCUGUGUAUUCUCCCAGUACUGGGAGAUUGUUAGCAUUAGUCUCGUGCAGGACAGGAAGACAGGGAAGUCUAAAGGAUUCUUCUUUAUCUUCUAUGAGGACCAGAGGAGUACAAGUUUGACCGUUGACAAUUUUAAUGGAAUCAAGAUCAAGGGAAGAGUUAUACGAGUCAACCACAUACCUAGCUACCAUCGUCCCCCUCAGGCCUCAGAGGAUGCAGAUGAUGCCACCAGAAAGCUCUGGGAGAGGGGCUAUGGGGCUCAGAUCCCCUUGUCUAGUUCAUCUGAAAGCUUGGAUGAUGAGGCACUCUCAGAAUGGCACAAAUGGGAAAAACAGAGAAGAAAGAAGAUCAAAGUGAAUACUGAUAUACAAGUUAAAGAUGAAGAGGGACAAAUAAGCCAUGGUCCUUGCCAGCCAGAGGCCAGAUUUAAAAAAAGCAGAUGCUCUAGGCUCCCAUAAACCUACCAAGGUUAAGCUAGAGUCUACAGAGGGCACGAAGCCCUAACACCCAGCUACCCUGAGGCCGGGAUGGCUGCUGCAGGGGACAGCUUACUGCAGGGUACGGAGGGAUCUGGAGAGGGGGCUGAGGAAGGAGAACCCAGGCUCUGAGUCCACCUGCCCUUGAUCAGAGACCAGAGGAGGAAAGAGAAGAAGAGCAGGGAUUGGGACAGAGGUGAAGCUCAGAUAGAUUUUAGCUGAUAUGAAGGCACAGCCACACAUAUUCUCCAAUCCCAGUGACCACGGGCUAGACCAAGACUGCAGCCUGCUUAGAUCCUUAAAGUUUGAAAUGAAAUGUGAUAUUUAAAAUGCUAUGGGAC